AUGUCGCGCUCCAGCCACGCCCUGGACGUCUCGCCGCCCGUUCAUCGCGGUAUGGCCGUGCUCGAUAAGGCUGCGUUCCGCAAGUCUAUCCCCAUCCUCGCCGUGAAGGUCCCGCCCGAGGCGGUCAGCACGUUCCUGAGCUCGAAGGUCCUCAAGAACGCGCUUCUGAAUGUGCGGAAGGUAAAAAGCGUUACGCCUGCGGAGGACGGGGGCAGGCUCGUGUUGCUCAGGGUGCAAAAUCAGAGCAAGACAGCCGACUUGUCUCCCGAGGCGAGCGGGCUUAUAGAGAAGCAGAAUGCGGAGCUGGUCCCGUAUACACUGGAGUUUGAUUAUGAUUACUGGCUUGCAGAUGAGAUUCUUCACUCCGUACUACCCGAGGACUUAGUCCAGGGUGCACCUUCGGGGUUUGCAGCGAUGGGGCACAUCGCGCACUUGAAUCUGACCGACGAAUACUUGCCAUACAAGCACCUCAUAGGUCAAGUCAUCUUGGAAAAAAAUUCCAAUGUCAAAACCGUCGUGAACAAGGUUAAUACAAUCAGCAACCAGUUCCGUGUUUUCCCCAUGGAACUGCUCGCAGGAGAGCCCAACUACGUCGUCGAGCACCACGAGUCAGAUUGCACGUUCACCUUCGACUUCAGCCAGGUCUACUGGAAUUCACGGCUUCAAACCGAGCACGCGCGCCUGGUCGAGCAGUUCUCGCCCGCAGACGUGGUUGCGGACGUGUUCGCCGGUGUCGGGCCCUUUUCCAUUCCAGCGGCCAAGCGGGGAUGCGCCGUGCUCGCGAAUGAUUUGAACCCCGUCAGUUACAAGUACCUAGUGCAGAAUAUUGCCAACAACAAGGUUUCGACGUUCGUCCGACCAUCGUGCAAAGACGGCCGAGAAUUCAUUCGCGAGGUGUUCAACGCGGCAUAUGAUGAUCCCUUACCUCCCGCUCCCCGCCCCAAAAUAAGCAGGUCAAAGACAAAAGAGCAGAACAAGCAGGCGCGCAUAGCGGGCACGCAAAAGGCCUCGUUGCCUCCCUCACCGCCGGCGUCGCCGCGCAGACGCAUCACGCAGUUCGCGAUGAACCUGCCCGCGACGGCGAUCGAGUUCCUUGACGCGUUCCGUGGCGUGCUCGCACCCGGCAACGCGGGGGAGCGGCCGAUGCGCGAGCUGUACGAUGCGCCGGAGAGGAUGCCGAAGGUGCAUUGCUAUUGCUUCACGAAGGAACUGGAGCCCGAGCGGGCGGACGUGGAUAUUCGACGGAGGGUGGAGGAAAUGCUAGGUGCGCCGCUAGGCAAGGAGACGUCGACUUACUUGGUACGCUCGGUCGCGCCGAACAAGGAGAUGUACUGUAUCAGCUUCCGAUUGCCGUACGAGGUUGCGUUUGCGGCUUGA
Molecule: messenger RNA, 1377 nt
Organism: Laetiporus sulphureus 93-53
Lineage: Eukaryota; Fungi; Basidiomycota; Agaricomycetes; Polyporales; Laetiporaceae
Product: guanine-N-1-methyltransferase
Exons: 8
Coding region: 1-1377 (458 amino acids)
Biological process (GO): mitochondrial tRNA methylation; tRNA N1-guanine methylation
Cellular component (GO): cytoplasm; mitochondrial matrix
Source: RefSeq, a predicted model, not a curated record